Molecule: messenger RNA, 1842 nt
Organism: Linum trigynum
Lineage: Eukaryota; Viridiplantae; Streptophyta; Magnoliopsida; Malpighiales; Linaceae
Source: the annotation of a GenBank genome assembly
GAUGGCGAGGGUUGCGAUGGGGGAAGGUCGGGGGCGCCUUCGGUGUAGAGAGGGGGAGUAAGCGAGAGGCGCCCGGGAAUGCCGAGGAGAGAAGGAAACAGGCGCCUUCGACGGAGAGCAGCCGCAAAUUUAAAAGAAAAAAGGGGGUCCAGGAAAAGGACGAGCAGCGCCGCAGGGAAAACAGAGGGGCUAUGUGAGGCGCAUAGGGUUUGAAUGACGGGAAAAAGAAGUGCGCCAGGUAGGGAUGGGCGCCUAUAGGAGACAAGGGCGGCGAAGGUGAUCUAAGGUAGUGUGAGUGUGAAGUAGGGGAUCGGGUACGAAAGGGGUAAACAUGGAGGUCUGGAUGCGCCUUCGAGAUAAGAACUAAAAGUGGUAGCUACAUGGGAAUGGGGGGCAAGGUACAAGCGCCCCGAUAGGAAGGGAUGAAGGGGACCAGAUAAAGUUAAGGUGUCGGAGGAGUACCAAGCUUUGAGUUAGGCGCUCAAGGUAUUAAACUUGAGCAACUAACUGGGGGGCAAUUGUUGGGGAUAUUUCGAGGUAAAAGAACUUGCGGCGCGUUAAGAAGCCUGAUGCGUAUGGCAUGCAAAGAGAGCCCAAAAGAGAAGGUUGGCCCGUUCAAAGAGGUCCAAGGGCUGAUAGAGAACCACUCAAGCAAAGCUGGGAGUCCAUCCGGUCGUGACCGAGAAGGCGCACCAACCGGGGCGCCUAAGGAAUCAAGGAUGAGGGGUUGCCUGUUUGAUGGGCACCUGGUACACGACCAUGGGGAGUGGCCGGAUUAGGCGCCUAAGACAAAGGGAAUUGUGGUGACGUGUAGGUCCGUACGGUAAGAUGAACAGUGAACAAUUAUAAAUUGGGUGGUGGGUAAGCAUUUACUCAAUUUGGCUUCUCUCACUAAACUUUUCGGGAAAUAACUUCUCUCUCUAAAGUAGAAGCUGACUUGAUCGUUGGAGGAUUAACGGGCCACGAGGCCCACCUCUGUGUGUGUGUGUGUGUAGGAGGUUCCAUGUGGGCAAGGCGGAUCGUGAGGAGGGAAAUCGAAGAGGCUUCAACACAUGCCAUUUAUGGUGUCAAGGCGGUGACGAUAUUUGUGUGCAGUGUAUUUGCUUCUGCCUUUUCCAGCUCGUCAAAGAAUCUCUUGGAUUUGGCUAUCCCAGAUACAGUCUUGUUGGCUCGGCCUUUUUCAGAUUUGCAAACAAGAGUGAGUGGGGAAAUCAUAGAGUUAUUCCCAUCUGAGAAAUCUACUGCCCUGAAAGAGCUGGAUUCGGUUGAUUCUAUUGUGAAGACUCUGUAUCCUGCGAUUCGAGAUAGGUUGCAGCAACCUCCUGGGGUGGAGGAGGAAGCCUUGAAGAUUUGCUUCACUGAGCUGCAGGGUGGAGCUGAAAAGCUAUCGAAAGGCCUGGACCUCCUUGCUAAACAAGUGGAUAACUUCUUUGAAAUAGUGUUAAGUGGUCGUGAUGCCUUGCUUUGUAAUCUAAGAGUUACUAGUAGUGAUACGAAUGCUGUGACGGGUGGUAAAUAGGGGAGCAGCAAGCUGUUAGAUGAUACUAUUAAUUGCAACCACUCUAUAUACAAUAGUCUUAGGUGUGAGAUGUCUACCCCACGGCAAUGUAUCGUCAAAGGUUUUAUGGUGUUAUUUGUGGCAUGAGCUGUGUGUUAUUUACUUGUUCACUGGGUUGUACAAGGGUUGUGUACCGCGAAACUAACUGUGUAUAAGAAUGAAUUGUUACUAGUGGUCUGGUGUUGUGACAUGUCGGUACUCGUUUCAGGCUGGGAGUUGCUGAGAAUUGUUUAGAAAAAAAUUAUGUACGUAUAACAUGUUUACAAUAUAAUAAGAUCAAACAU